GAGCGGCUCCUCGCCCCGCCCGGUCGGCGGCUGCAGGAGGGGGCGUCUGCGGCACCUGCCCGGUGGAGCGGUCCCUCGCUCCCUGAGGCCGGCGCCCGCCCGCCCGCCCGAGCUGCCGAGAUGGCGGAUCCCGCUGAGUGCAGCAUCAAAGUGAUGUGCCGGUUCCGGCCCCUCAAUGAGGCGGAGAUCCUCCGGGGGGAUAAAUUCAUCCCUAAAUUCAAGGGCGAUGAGACCGUGGUCAUCGGGCAAGGGAAGCCCUAUGUCUUUGAUAGAGUGCUGCCUCCUAACACCACCCAGGAACAAGUUUAUAAUGCCUGUGCCAAGCAGAUUGUUAAAGAUGUUCUCGAAGGCUACAAUGGCACCAUCUUUGCUUAUGGACAGACAUCAUCAGGAAAAACACAUACUAUGGAGGGGAAGCUGCACGACCCUCAGCUGAUGGGAAUCAUUCCAAGGAUUGCACAUGACAUCUUUGAUCACAUCUACUCCAUGGAUGAGAACUUGGAGUUUCACAUAAAGGUUUCCUACUUUGAGAUAUAUUUGGACAAAAUAAGGGACCUGCUUGACGUGUCAAAGACAAACCUUGCUGUACAUGAAGAUAAAAACAGAGUCCCAUAUGUUAAGGGUUGUACAGAAAGAUUUGUAUCUAGUCCUGAAGAAGUGUUGGAUGUCAUUGAUGAAGGGAAAGCUAACCGUCACGUAGCUGUCACGAAUAUGAAUGAACACAGCUCUAGGAGCCACAGUAUCUUCCUCAUCAAUAUUAAACAAGAGAAUGUGGAAACUGAGAAGAAACUCAGUGGAAAGCUUUACCUGGUCGACUUGGCCGGAAGCGAGAAGGUCAGCAAAACCGGAGCGGAGGGCGCUGUUCUGGAUGAAGCUAAAAAUAUCAAUAAGUCUUUGUCUGCUUUAGGCAAUGUGAUAUCUGCUCUGGCAGAAGGAACUAAAACCCACGUUCCAUACCGAGACAGCAAGAUGACCCGAAUACUUCAGGACUCCCUUGGUGGCAACUGCAGAACCACCAUUGUGAUAUGCUGUUCUCCUUCUGUGUUCAAUGAAGCAGAAACCAAGUCAACCCUGAUGUUUGGACAGCGGGCUAAGACGAUCAAGAACACAGUGUCUGUGAAUCUGGAGCUGACUGCAGAGGAGUGGAAGAAAAAGUAUGAGAAGGAGAAGGACAAAAACAAGAGCCUAAAGAAUGUUAUCCAGCAUCUAGAGCUGGAACUCAACAGGUGGAGGAAUGGAGAAGCUGUGCCUGAAGACGAACAGAUCAGCGCGAAGGAGCAGAAGAACCUGGAGCCCUGUGAUAACACCCCCAUUAUCGACAACAUCACACCAGUUGUUGCCAGCAUCUCCACAGAGGAGAAGCAGAAGUACGAUGAGGAGAUUGCCAGUCUCUACAGACAGCUGGAUGACAAGGAUGAUGAGAUCAACCAGCAGAGCCAGUUGGCAGAAAAACUGAAGCAACAAAUGUUGGAUCAAGAGGAGCUUCUGGCCUCCACUAGGAGAGAUUAUGAGAAGAUUCAGGAGGAGCUGACCCGUCUUCAGAUCGAGAACGAAGCAGCUAAAGAUGAAGUGAAAGAAGUCCUUCAAGCCCUGGAAGAAUUAGCCGUCAAUUAUGACCAGAAAUCCCAAGAAGUGGAGGACAAAACAAGGGCCAACGAGCAGCUGGCUGAUGAGCUGGCACAGAAGAGUAGUGCCCUGACGGUGACCCAGAGGGAGCUGGGGCAGUUGCAGGAGCUCAGUAACCAUCAGAAGAAGAGAGCCACUGAAAUCUUGAACUUGCUGCUGAAGGACCUGGGAGAGAUUGGAGGAAUCAUUGGUACUAAUGAUGUGAAAACAUUAGCAGAUGUGAACGGGGUGAUUGAGGAGGAGUUCACCAUGGCAAGGCUUUACAUCAGCAAGAUGAAGUCUGAGGUGAAGUCUCUGGUGAAUCGCAGCAAGCAGCUGGAGAGUGCCCAGAUAGACUCCAACAGGAAGAUGAAUGCCAGCGAGAGGGAGCUCGCUGCUUGCCAGCUCCUCAUUUCACAGCACGAGGCAAAGAUCAAGUCCCUUACAGACUACAUGCAAAACAUGGAGCAGAAGAGAAGGCAGCUGGAAGAGUCACAGGACUCUCUCAAUGAAGAACUUGCCAAGCUGCGUGCUCAAGAAAAAAUGCAUGAAGUCAGUUUCAAGGAUAAGGAGAAGGAGCACCUGACCCGGCUGCAGGACGCCGAGGAGAUGAAGAAGGCACUGGAGCAGCAGAUGGAGAGUCACAGGGAAGCCCACCAGAAGCAGCUGUCCAGGCUGAGGGAUGAAAUUGAAGAGAAGCAGAAAAUAAUUGAUGAAAUCAGAGAUAUGAAUCAGAAGCUGCAACUGGAGCAAGAGAAACUGAGUGCUGAUUAUGAUAAAUUAAAAAUUGAGGACCAGGAAAGAGAAAUGAAACUGGAGAAGCUGAUACUGCUUAAUGAUAAAAGGGAACAAGCAAGAGAAGACCUUAAGGGGCUGGAGGAAACAGUGGCAAGAGAACUUCAGACUCUUCACAACCUGCGCAAGCUGUUUGUCCAGGAUCUUACCACCCGCGUUAAGAAAAGCGUUGAACUUGACAGUGAUGAUGGUGGUGGAAGUGCUGCGCAGAAGCAGAAAAUCUCCUUUCUUGAGAACAACCUGGAACAGCUUACAAAGGUUCACAAACAGCUGGUACGUGAUAAUGCAGAUCUUCGUUGCGAGCUUCCUAAGCUGGAGAAACGACUUCGAGCUACGGCAGAGAGAGUUAAGGCCCUGGAGAGUGCACUGAAGGAGGCCAAGGAGAACGCCAUGCGGGACCGCAAGCGCUACCAGCAGGAGGUGGAUCGCAUUAAGGAGGCUGUGAGAGCCAAAAACAUGGCACGGAGAGCACACUCUGCUCAGAUUGCCAAGCCCAUCCGCCCCGGUCAUUACCCAGCGUCUUCUCCAACGGCUGUCCACGCCAUCCGAGGGGGAGGGAUGUCAAACUCCAGCUACUACCACAACACCAAAUAGAUGAGAAGUCAAUUCCACUUAGCAUGUUAAGGACUGUCAUUAAGUCACUAGUUUCUUUUUUUCCUCCCCUCCCCCCUGCCCCUUCUUCAACCCGCCCCACGCCCCGUUCCUCCUGCGCUUCCUCCAGCCAUCUGCAAUGCACCGGUCCCAGGUCUUUUGAGCUUCGUAGGAUCUCCACGUGUACAGAAGUGUCCAGCUCAACUCUUCUACAGAUACUUGUACAAUGUAUUUAACAUUAACCAUCUAAGUACCGAUAGCAAGUCUGCCGCUCCGGAUCUCUCACCGACCGCGUUUGACCCCUUGGCGCUCGUUAGGUUGGGGCUUCUGCACUCUGAUCGAUGCUUUUCUCGGAGUCCUCUGUUGCAAAGCAGUAAAUCCUGACUGCUGGCAUCCAAGAAUUGAUUACUCAAUGACCAAGUGCCACCAAAGGCAGGUGAUUGUGCUCUGUCAUGACUGAUUUACUGUAUAAUAUACAUAUUGUUUUAUAUUUUUAGGGGAUGGGAAUGUGCUGCUAUAUGCUUUAAUUUUAACUGCUUACAUUUUCAGAGGUAAAUUUCCCCAAAGAACCACUUGUAAUAUCCUGAUGAGGAGGGAAAAAAGGAGAGAAAAACAAAAGAAGCUCUUCUCUUUGGACUGUAUAGAAUCCCCUUGAUUGCAGUAUCUGGUAAAGAUCCAAACGGGAUGCAGAGAAAUCUGUUAGUCUAGCUCUAGGUUUUGAAGUUUUGGUAGUGACAUGAAUAUAUCUGUGUGACCUAUCUUAAAGCUCAAAUCUGAUCUGCUUGUAGUCCUCCCUACAGUGGCGGGUUUUCCUGGAGUGUGAUGGCUAGCCAUGUGUUUAUUGUUCUGUAUGGAAUUUUGAAGGCUUUCAGAAUGCUGUGGAAAUCUUGUCUUGGAAGAGCUGACAAGCAUCCCCCCUCUCCCCCUCCCCAGCCAACCCUUUCCCCUUCCCGCAUGCCUUUGGCAAGCCCCAAUCUGUCUGCCCUGGAAUUCAGAGGCAGGUGUGAACAGUCCCCUGCCAGAACAAAGAAACAACAAACACAAAGAAUCCCCCCCCAAAAACCCCGGCCCCUACUGGAAAAAAAGUUCAAUGGAGAGAGUCCAAAAGGAGGUGAGAGUUGUCCACUCGAUCUGUCCUUUGCAGAGCAGAUUUGGGAAUCCAUUGGUUAGGAGGUGGAGAGCAUAUUGCCAGGGAAAGAACGCCCUAGGGACGCUUCUGCAGGGAGGUGAGGACCAGAGCGCUCGCCUGUCUUGGAUCUUUCAUGCCAGACAGGAAGUUUCCAUCUUCUCAGCAAGGGGGCACUGGAAUCGUGCUGGAAUUCAUUCCUUUGGCAGCAGAACCUGCUCCUUCCUCCUGCCUGCCUACCGCUUCUGUGCCACAUCUCUCCUCCUCGCUGGGAUGCGCAGCGCGACGCCGGCUUCACCGAGCGCCGACUCCGGGAAGGUUAGGGCCGAGCAUAGCCCUCUGGUCUUGUUUUGCAGACAUUUGCUCCUGGUUGAGAUGGAUUCUUAAUGAUUUUUUUAAUUUCUGAAGGUGUUUGUUAGUAGAGGUAGAACUACUUAGUUCACGUAGAGCCUUUUGAAAGGUGGUGAAUUGACUUUGGGUAUUUAUUUAUUAUU
Dryobates pubescens (Downy woodpecker) is the source of this 4611-nucleotide messenger RNA. It is a transcript of the gene KIF5C, whose product is annotated as kinesin family member 5C. Lineage: Eukaryota; Metazoa; Chordata; Aves; Piciformes; Picidae. Gene Ontology annotation, molecular function: ATP binding; microtubule binding; microtubule motor activity. Gene Ontology annotation, biological process: microtubule-based movement. The record is from RefSeq and is a predicted model, not a curated record. Bases 121 to 2994 code for a protein of 957 amino acids. The transcript has 26 exons.